Molecule: messenger RNA, 7110 nt
Organism: Megalops cyprinoides (Indo-Pacific tarpon)
Lineage: Eukaryota; Metazoa; Chordata; Actinopteri; Elopiformes; Megalopidae
Product: mucin-2-like
Exons: 5
Coding region: 1-7110 (2369 amino acids)
Source: RefSeq, a predicted model, not a curated record
AUGACGACCAAGAUGCAUGCCGUGACGCAUUUUACCGGUAGAAGACUCAGUCCAAUCAGUCUCACUCCAUCCUCAACUAGAACUGAGGGUACCACAACAUCUUACACAUCUGAGGCAACUUCAAAUUCACCCAUCACAAAUGAACCCACCACAACGUCUGCUAUUGUUUCAACCACUAGUCUCACUUCAACUACUUCAAAUACAACUGAGGACACAACUACAUCUCUCCUCAUGACUACCACAACGGAAACAUCUACAACGACCUUACUGAUUUCAACUGCUACAACUGAAGUUUCCACAUCAGUAGGAACUUCAACUUCCUCUAUCACAAAUGAACCCACGACAACGUCUGCUGUUGUUUCAACCACUAGUCUCACUACAACUACUGCAACUACACCUGAGGAUACAACUACACCUCCCCUAACAAGUAUCACAAAGGAAACAUCUACAACACCCUCACUGACAUCAAAUGCUAUCACUGAGUUUUCCACAACAUCUUCAACAUUUGAGGCAACUUCAACUUCAGCUAUUACAAAUGAACCCACUACAACAUCUGCUAUUGUUUCAACCACUAGUCUCACUACAACUACUUCACCUAUACCUGACGACACAGCUACAAUUCUCCUAACAACUACGACAAAGGAAAUAUCCCCAACACCCUCACUGACAUCAACUGCUACAACUGAAGCUUCCACAUCAGAAGCAACUUCAACUUCCGUUACCACAAAUGAACCCACAACAACAUCUGCUAUUGUUUCAUCCACUAGUCUCAAAACAACUAUUUCAACUACACCUGAGGACACAACUACACCUCUCCCAACAACUACCACAAAGGAAACAUCUACAACACCCUCACUGACUUCAUCUACUACAACUGAGGCUACCACAACAUCUUCCCCAUCUGAGGCAACUUCAGCUAUCACAGAUGAACCCACUACAGAAUCUGCUGUUGUUUCAACCACUGAUCUCACUACAACUACUUCACCUAUACCUGACGACACAAUUACAUCUCUACUAACAAUUACGACAAAGGAAAUAUCCCCAACACCCGCACUGACAUCAACUGCUACAACUGAAGCUUCCACAUCAGAAGCAACUUCAACUUUACCUAUCACAAAUGAACCCACUACAACAUCUGCUGUUGUUUCAACCACUAAUACGAAAAAGGAAAUAUCCCCAACACCCUCACUGACAUCAACUGCUACAACUGAAGCUUCCACAUCAGAAGCAACUUCAACUUCCGUUACCACAAAUGAACCCACAACAACAUCUGCUAUUGUUUCAUCCACUAGUCUCAAAACAACUAUUUCAACUACACCUGAGGACACAACUACACCUCUCCCAACAACUACCACAAAGGAAACAUCUACAACACCCUCACUGACUUCAUCUACUACAACUGAGGCUACCACAACAUCUUCCCCAUCUGAGGCAACUUCAGCUAUCACAGAUGAACCCACUACAGAAUCUGCUGUUGUUUCAACCACUGAUCUCACUACAACUACUUCACCUAUACCUGACGACACAAUUACAUCUCUACUAACAACUACGACAAAGGAAAUAUCCCCAACACCCGCACUGACAUCAACUGCUACAACUGAAGCUUCCACAUCAGAAGCAACUUCAACUUCACCUAUCACAAAUGAACCCACUACAACAUCUGCUGUUGUUUCAACCACUGAUCUCACUACAACUACUUCACCUAUACCUGACGACACAACUACACCUCUCCUAACAACUACCACAAAGGAAACCUCUACAACACACUCACUGACUUCAUAUACUACAACUGAGGCUACCACAACAUCUUCCCCAUCUGAGGCAACUUCAGCUAUCACAGAUGAACCCACUACAGAAUCUGCUGUUGUUUCAACCACUGAUCUCACUACAACUACUUCACCUAUACCUGACGACACAACUACACCUCUGCUAACAGCUACGACAAAGGAAAUAUCCCCAACACCCUCACUGACAUCAACUGCUACAACUGAAGCUUCCACAUCAGAAGCAACUUCAACUUUACCUAUCACAAAUGAACCCACUACAACAUCUGCUGUUGUUUCAACCACUGAUCUCACUACAACAACUUCAACUACACCUGGGGACACAACUACACCUCUCCUAACAACUACCACAAAGGAAACAUCUACAACACCCUCACUGACUUCAUCUACUACAACUGAGGCUACCACAACAUCUUCCCCAUCUGAGGCAACUUCAGCUAUCACAGAUGAACCCACUACAACAUCUGCUGUUGUUUCAACCACUAGUCUCACCACAACUACUUCAACUACACCUGGGGACACAACUACACCUCUCCUAACAACUACCACAAAGGAAACAUCUACAACACCCUCACUGACUUCAUCUACUACAACUGAGGCUACUACAACAUCUUCCCCAUCUGAGGCAACUUCAGCUAUCACAGAUGAACCCACUACAACAUCUGCUGUUGUUUCAACCACUAGUCUCACCACAACUACUUCAACUACACCUGGGGACACAACUACACCUCUCCUAACAACUACCACAAAGGAAACCUCUACAACACACUCACUGACUUCAUCUACUACAACUGAGGCUACCACAACAUCUUCCCCAUCUGAGGCAACUUCAGCUAUCACAGAUGAACCCACUACAGAAUCUGCUGUUGUUUCAACCACUGAUCUCACUACAACUACUUCACCUAUACCUGACGACACAAUUACAUCUCUACUAACAACUACGACAAAGGAAAUAUCCCCAACACCCGCACUGACAUCAACUGCUACAACUGAAGCUUCCACAUCAGAAGCAACUUCAACUUUACCUAUCACAAAUGAAUCCACUACAACAUCUGCUGUUGUUUCAACCACUGAUCUCACUACAACUACUUCACCUAUACCUGACGACACAACUACACCUCUGCUAACAGCUACGACAAAGGAAAUAUCCCCAACACCCUCACUGACAUCAACUGCUACAACUGAGGCUACCACAACAGCUUCCCGAUCUGAGGCAACUUCAGCUAUCACAGAUGAACCCACUACAAUAUCUGCUGUUGUUUCAACCACUGAUCUCACUACAACUACUUCACCUAUACCUGACGACACAACUACACCUCUGCUAACAGCUACGACAAAGGAAAUAUCCCCAACACCCUCACUGACUUCAUCUACUACAACUGAGGCUACCACAACAUCUUCCCCAUCUGAGGCAACUUCAGCUAUCACAGAUGAACCCACUACAGAAUCUGCUGUUGUUUCAACCACUGAUCUCACUACAACUACUUCACCUAUACCUGACGACACAAUUACAUCUCUACUAACAACUACGACAAAGGAAAUAUCCCCAACACCCGCACUGACAUCAACUGCUACAACUGAAGCUUCCACAUCAGAAGCAACUUCAACUUUACCUAUCACAAAUGAAUCCACUACAACAUCUGCUGUUGUUUCAACCACUAGUCUCACCACAACUACUUCAACUACACCUGAGGACACAACUACACCUCUCCUAACAACUACCACAAAGGAAACCUCUACAACACACUCACUGACUUCAUAUACUACAACUGAGGCUACCACAACAUCUUCCCCAUCUGAGGCAACUUCAGCUAUCACAGAUGAACCCACUACAACAUUUGCUGUUGUUUCAACCACUGAUCUCACUACAACUACUUCACCUAUACCUGACGACACAACUACACCUCUGCUAACAGCUACGACAAAGGAAAUAUCCCCAACACCCUCACUGACUUCAUAUACUACAACUGAGGCUACCACAACAUCUUCCCCAUCUGAGGCAACUUCAGCUAUCACAGAUGAACCCACUACAACAUCUGCUGUUGUUUCAACCACUAGUCUCACCACAACUACUUCAACUACACCUGAGGACACAACUACACCUCUGCUAACAACUACCACAAAGGAAACAUCUACAACACCCUCACUGACUUCAUCUACUACAACUGAGGCUACCACAACAUCUUCCCCAUCUGAGGCAACUUCAGCUUCAGCUAUCAAAAAUGAACCCACUACAACAUCUGCUGUUGUUUCAACCACUGGUCUCACGACAACUACUUCACCUAUACCUGACGACACAAUUACAUCUCUCCUAACAACUACCACAAAGUUAACCUCUACAACACCCUCACUGACUUCAUCUACUACAACUGAGGCUUCCACAACAUCUUCCCCAUCUGAGGCAAAUUCAGCUAUCACAGAUGAACCCACUACAACAUCUGCUGUUGCUUCAACCACUAGUCUCACCACAACUACUUCAACUACACCUCUGGACACAACUACACCUCUCCUAACAACUACCACAAAGGAAACCUCUACAACACCCUCACUGACUUCAUCUACUACAACUGAGGCUACCACAACAUCUUCCCCAUCUGAGGCAACUUCAGCUUCAGCUAUCAAAAAUGAACCCACUACAACAUCUGCUGUUGUUUCAGCCACUGGUCUCACGACAACUACUUCACCUAUACCUGACGACACAAUUACAUCUCUCCUAACAACUACGACAAAGGAAACAUCUACAACAACCUCACUGACAUCAACUGCUACAACUGAAGCUUCCACAUCAGAAGCAACUUCAACUUCACCUAUCACAAAUGAACCCACUACAACAUCUGCUGUUGUUUCAACCACUAGUCUCACCACAACUACUUCAACUACACCUCUGGACACAACUACACCUCUCCUAACAACUACCACAAAGGAAACCUCUACAACACCCUCACUGACUUCAUCUACCACAACUGAGGCUUCCACAACAUCUUCCCCACCUGAGGCAAAUUCAGCUAUCACAGAUGAACCCACUACAACAUCUGCUGUUGAUUCAACCACUGAUCUCACUACGACUACUUCACCUAUAUCUGACGACACAACUACACCUCUCCUAACAACUACCACAAAGGAAACCUCUACAACACCCUCACUGACUUCAUCUACUACAACUGAGGCUACCACAACAUCUUCCCCAUCUGAGGCAACUUCAGCUUCAGCUAUCAAAAAUGAACCCACUACAACAUCUGCUGUUGUUUCAACCACUGGUCUCACGACAACUACUUCACCUAUACCUGACGACACAAUUACAUCUCUCCUAACAACUACCACAAAGUUAACCUCUACAACACCCUCACUGACUUCAUCUACUACAACUGAGGCUUCCACAACAUCUUCCCCAUCUGAGGCAAAUUCAGCUAUCACAGAUGAACCCACUACAACAUCUGCUGUUGUUUCAACCACUAGUCUCACCACAACUACUUCAACUACACCUCUGGACACAACUACACCUCUCCUAACAACUACCACAAAGGAAACCUCUACAACACCCUCACUGACUUCAUCUACUACAACUGAGGCUACCACAACAUCUUCCCCAUCUGAGGCAACUUCAGCUUCAGCUAUCAAAAAUGAACCCACUACAACAUCUGCUGUUGUUUCAACCACUGGUCUCACGACAACUACUUCACCUAUACCUGACGACACAAUUACAUCUCUCCUAACAACUACGACAAAGGAAACAUCUACAACAACCUCACUGACAUCAACUGCUACAACUGAAGCUUCCACAUCAGAAGCAACUUCAACUUCACCUAUCACAAAUGAACCCACUACAACAUCUGCUGUUGUUUCAACCACUAGUCUCACCACAACUACUUCAACUACACCUCUGGACACAACUACACCUCUCCUAACAACUACCACAAAGGAAACCUCUACAACACCCUCACUGACUUCAUCUACUACAACUGAGGCUACCACAACAGCCUCCCCAUCUGAGGCAACUUCAGCUAUCACAGAUGAACCUACUACAACAUCUGCUGUUGUUUCAACCACUAGUCUCACCACAACUACUUCAACUACACCUGGGGACACAACUACACCUCUCCUAAAAACUACCACAAAGUUAAUCUCUACAACACCCUCACUGACUUCAACUACAACAAAUGAGUCUUCCACACCAUCAUCCCCAUCUGAGGCAACUUCAGCUAUCACAGAUGAACGCACUACAACAUCUGCUGUUGUUUCAACCACUGGUCUCACUACAACAACUUUGUCUAUACCUGACGACACAAUUACAUCUCUCCUAACAACUACGACAAAGGAAAUAUCCCCAACACCCGCACUGACAUCAACUGCUACAACUGAAGCUUCCACAUCAGAAGCAACUUCAACUUCACCUAUCACAAAUGAACCCACUACAACAUCUGCUGUUUUUUCAACCACUAGCCUCACCACAACUACUUCAACUACACCUGAGGACACAACUACACCUCUCCUAACAACCACCACAAAGGAAACCUCUACAACACCCUCACUGACUUCAACUACUACAACUGAGGCUACCACAACAUCUUCUCCAUCUGAGGCAACUUCAGCUUCAGCUAUCAAAAAUGAACCCACUACAACGUCUCUGCUUCUUUCAACCACUGGUCUCACUACAACGACUUCAACUACACCUGAGGACACAAUUACACCUCCCCUAACAACUACUGCAAAGGAAACAGCUGCAGCACCCUCACUGACAUCAACCGCUACAACUGAAGCUUCCACAUCAGAAGGAACCUCUACUUCAGCUAUCACAAAUGAACCCACUACAACGUCUGCUAUUAUUUCAUCCACUAGUCUCACUACAACUACUUCAUCUAUACCUGAGAACAAACCUACAUCUCUCCUAACAACUACCACAAAGGAAACAACACUUUCGUCCAUAGCAUUUCCCUCUACAUUUAGCCUAACUUCACGUCCCACUACCACAACUGCACAUAUAGCUUCAUCUCUGUCUGCAUCAACAGUAUCUCCAAUUACUAUAUCUCCAGUAUCUACAAUAUUGACGACAUCUCCAGCUGCAACAGCUGUUAUUACAGCUGCUACUGAACCAAUUAUAUUAGAGCCACUUACCACAGUACUCACCACAACUCCAGCUCCAACAAGGGCCACAACUGAAACUACCACUACAACAACCACAACAUUAGCUCCCACUACAAUUACCAUACCUACCACCACAACUCGAAAAACAACCACUACAACUACCACAACCACCACUACAACUACAACUACCACAACCACCACUACAACUACCACAACAACCACUACAACUACACACCUGUGUUAA